AAGAAUUCAAGGCGGGAAAGGUAAAAAAAAAAAAGUGAAGGAUCAUUUAUUCGUCUUCAAUUGUCCGGUUGAUCUGGUAUUUUUUUGUCACAAACCCACAUUUUUCAAUAUGUCUGCGAUCGGAACUCUCGUCUUCUGCACUGACUGCGGCUCUCUACUGGAGGGUUCAAUUGGUGAUCCGACUAAGAUUCUUGUCUGCGAUGUCUGCGGAGCUAGGAAUAAAGACACCGUUCCCCAGACCAUUGUCUCCGAGUCCAAGCCGAGCGCAUUCCCGUCUGCUUUGAGAGCGAAAAGAUCUGCGGUCCAGACCUUGACGGCGUCAGACAGAAGAACCGAAGCCCUUACUCAACAUACUUGCAUCAAGUGUGGAAGGAAAGAGAUGUACUACACCACCGUACAACUGCGUAGUGCAGAUGAAGGUAGUACGGUGUUUUACACAUGUGUUUGUGGUCACAAGGAAUCGACGAACAACUAAACGGCAAAAGACCUGGUGUCUAUCUUUUUUUGGGAAUUCUCAAUUGUACAUCUAUGAGUCAUGAAAGCAACUAUUUACCGGCAUUGUAGACUUUUUGUUCGCAUAAUUCAUCAAGCAGACACGGCAGCAGGGGCACCAGAGUCCGGCACCAGCGCAUACUCCAUCUCUCCGUUCUUCUCAAACUCGGCCAUAUCAAGAGCCACGAUAAUGCUGUCCCGGACAACCUGCUCGGGGUCGUUCAGGAACUUCUUCAGGGUAUCCUCGACACCAUCAACGUCACCCAAGCUACCGAGGGCCUCGGCAGCUUCGUGGCGCACCAUACCUUCUUCU
Molecule: messenger RNA, 805 nt
Organism: Aspergillus neoniger CBS 115656
Lineage: Eukaryota; Fungi; Ascomycota; Eurotiomycetes; Eurotiales; Aspergillaceae
Product: DNA-directed RNA polymerase I core subunit RPA12
Exons: 3
Coding region: 110-475 (121 amino acids)
Biological process (GO): termination of RNA polymerase I transcription; DNA-templated transcription
Cellular component (GO): RNA polymerase I complex
Molecular function (GO): DNA-directed RNA polymerase activity; nucleic acid binding; zinc ion binding
Source: RefSeq, a predicted model, not a curated record